AUGUUGGAGAGCUUGUGGGCCAGCAACCUGUUGGAGAGCAGCAGCAUGUGGGCCAAGAACCAAGCCAGGGAGCCUGUGGGCCAGGAACCAAGCAGCCUGUUGGCGAGCCUGUGGGCCAGGAACCAGCCUGUGGGCCACAACCUGUUGGGCCAAGAGCAGCCUGUGGGCCAGGAACUUGGCCAGCAGCCUGUUGGUGAGCCUUUGGGCCAAGAACCUAGUGAGCAUGUUGGAGAGCAGCCCGUGGAGAGCCUGUGGGCCAGCAUCCUGUUGGGGAGCAGCCUGUGGGCCAAGAACCGUCUGGCCAGCAUCCUGUUGGGGAGCAGCCUGUGGGCCAAGAACCUCUUGGAGAGCAGCCUGUGGGCCAGGAACCAGCAGCCUCGAGCCUGUGGGCCAGCAUCCUGUUGCGAGAGCAGCCUGUGGGCCAGACCAUGCGGGUCAGCCUGUGGUUGGCCAGAACCUAGUGAGCAGCCUGUUGGGCCUUUGAGGAAUCUAGCGAGCCCUGUGGGCCAGAACCUAGCGAAGCAGCCUGUGGGCCAGGAACCAAGUGAGAUUUUGGGUAAUGAACUUAGCGAGCCUGUAGGUGAGCCUGUGGGCCAGGAACCUGGUGAGCCUGUGGGCCAGGAACCUAGCGAGCCUUUGGGCCAAGAACCUAGUGAGUGUGUUGGAGCACAGCCUGGGGGCCAGCAACCUGUUGGAGAGCAGCCUGUGGGCCAUGUUCCUGGCGAGCAGCCUGUGGUCCAGCAACCUACAGGAGAGUCUGUGGGCCAGGAACCUGUUGGUGUGUCUUUGGGUCAGAAACCUAUCCAGGAUGAAGACCCUGAGCGCUCCCAGUCCAAGCAGACGUCUGAGAACCCUUUGACUUGGAGCUAUCCUGAAGUUGCAAAGCCUGAGCACAGGCCUACUGUGUCUGAGCGGCUGAGGCUGGUGGCGGCCAACAGUGUGUCGACUCAGUGUGGGGAGAGUGUGGUCCGGGUGCAGGUGAACCAGGACCUGCUGGGGAUUGGCCGGCUCAUACAGCCAGAGCAUAUCACUCUAGGAGGUUGUGCUGCCACUGAGGAGGACGCUGAAGCUCAUGUGAUCACCUUUGAAUCAGAGCUGCAUAGCUGUGGCAGUGAGCUGAAGAUGACUGAGGAUGUGCUGAUCUACACCUUCACGCUUGUCUAUGAGCCAAAACCUCUUGCUAACACUUCUAUAGUGAAAACCAGUGCGGCUAUGGUUGAUAUUGAGUGCCACUACUUGAGGAAUCACGAUGUGAGCAGCAAUGCCCUGAAGCCAACCUGGAUCCCCAACAUUUCCAACAUGGUGAAAGAGGAACUCCUCUACUUCUCCCUGAGGUUAAUGACUGCUGACUGGCAGUUUGAGAGGCCCUCCAACCAUUACUAUCUUGGUGACAUGAUCAACAUGGAAGCCUCGGUCAUGCCGUACCACCACGUUCCCCUCCGUGUCUUUGUGGACCGCUGUGUUGCCACCUUGGCGCCUGAUGUCCACACUGUCCCUAGAUAUUCUUUCAUUGAGGACCAUGGGUGUCUGGUUGAUGCCAAGUUGACCGGCUCCAGCUCCCAGUUCCUGUCCAGAUCCCAGGAUGACAAGAUCCAGUUUCAGCUGGAGUCCUUCAGGUUCCAACCACAGAUUGAUUCCCAACAGCUCUACAUAACAUGUCACCUGAAAGCAUCUGCAGCCUCUUCCCCCAUUGAUGCUGAGAACAAGGCCUGCUCUUUCACAGAUGGCUGGAAGGCUGCAGGUGGGGAUGACCAGAUGUGUGUCUGCUGUGACUCCAGCUGUGCUGUGAGCAAGGCUAGAGAUCUGGACAGUGAUUUAGAUAUGCAGAAGGAAGGUGAAGCUACCUUGGGCCCUAUCAUGGUCCAAGAGUAAUAUUACAAGAAUCUUUCCUAUUUUUUACUUUUUGAGGAGAAUAAAUCUGUUACAAUGUUCA
This is a messenger RNA of Oncorhynchus keta (chum salmon), 1933 nucleotides long. Its product is annotated as zona pellucida sperm-binding protein 3-like. Lineage: Eukaryota; Metazoa; Chordata; Actinopteri; Salmoniformes; Salmonidae. Gene Ontology annotation, molecular function: acrosin binding. Gene Ontology annotation, cellular component: extracellular matrix. Gene Ontology annotation, biological process: binding of sperm to zona pellucida; egg coat formation; positive regulation of acrosome reaction. The record is from RefSeq and is a predicted model, not a curated record. The coding region runs from base 1 to 1872 and encodes 623 amino acids. The transcript is spliced from 9 exons.